GAGGGGAUUCUCCCCUUCUACUCCACUCUUGUGAGACCCCAUCUUGAGUGCUACUGCUAUGUCGCCCCAACAUAAGAAGAACACGGACCUGCUCAGUCUAUACCCAGAAAGUCCGUAAGUGAUGGUGUAAAGGACAGAAAGGACCAACUACCUGAGAAGCAGCGCUGUACAGGGCCUCCUUCUUGGCAGGAUGGUAAGUUGGCAGCACGUUUUUGCUACCUGCAGCAGAAUGUUGAGCAUAGUUUGAAGGUAGAUGAGGCUUGAAAUCCACAGCAAAGGCAUGCAGUGCUGAACUCCACCUAAUCCCUUGCACCAGGACGUUGUGCAAGGAGAGGGACUUGUAGUGUCAGCAACCCGACUGCUUUGCAGCUGACUGAAUUCUUGGCGCAAGAAAUCAGUGGUGGCAAGAUUCAAAACAGAUACACCGGUCAACAUGAGCACAGCAGGCAAAGUUAUUAAAUGCAAAGCAGCAGUACUGUGGGAAGCCAAUAAACCAUUUUCUAUUGAGGAAGUGGAGGUUGCCCCUCCAAAAGCACAUGAAGUUCGCAUAAAGAUCAUGGCCACAGGGAUCUGUCGCUCUGAUGACCAUGUGGUAACUGGUGGACUGGUUAUGCCUUUCCCAAUAAUUCUUGGACAUGAAGCAGCUGGUGUUGUGGAGAGUGUUGGGCAGGGAGUAACUUCAGUCAAACCAGGAGACAAGGUUAUUCCACUCUUUGCUCCACAGUGUGGGGAGUGCAGCAAUUGCUUAAGCACCAAGGGUAAUCUGUGCAAUAAAAAUGACAUUGGUUCAGCUGUUGGAUUAAUGCCUGAUGGCACCAGUAGAUUCACCUGCAAAGGAAAACCAAUUCACCAUUUUGUUGGUACAAGUACCUUCACUGAAUACACAGUAGUGGAUGAAUCUGCUGUAGCCAAAAUCGAUUCUGCUGCUCCUCUGGAAAAAGUUUGUCUAAUCGGCUGUGGAUUUUCAACUGGUUAUGGGGCUGCUGUGCAGACUGCCAAGGUGGAACCAGGCUCCACUUGCGCUAUCUUUGGCCUUGGAGGAGUUGGCCUCUCUGUUGUCAUGGGCUGCAAGGCAGCUGGAGCUUCCCGCAUCAUUGCUGUUGACAUCAAUAGUGACAAAUUUGCCAAGGCCAAGGAGCUGGGAGCCACCGACUGCAUCAACCCUAAAGAUUUCAAGAAGCCUGUUCAUGAAGUGUUGAUUGAAAUGACCGGCCAAGGUGUGGACUACUCCUUUGAGGCCAUCGGCCGUACUGAAACCAUGGUUUCAGCCCUGGCCUGUUGCCAGUACAACUAUGGAGUCAGUGUGAUUGUGGGAGUGCCUCCUGCAGCACAAAAGAUCACUUUUGACCCCAUGCUCCUCUUCACUGGUCGCAACUGGAAAGGGUCUGUCUUUGGAGGCUGGAAGGGUAAAGAUUCAGUCCCUAAACUGGUUGCUGACUACAUGAAGAAAAAAUUUGUUCUGGAUCCAUUAAUAACCCACACGCUUCCUUUCACUAAAAUCAAUGAGGGAUUUGAUCUGCUAAGGGCAGGGAAGAGUAUUCGCAGUGUCCUGGUGUUUUAGGAUUCCCAGUUAAGCAGCACAUGGCUCAGCACCAGCGCAAACUUCAUUGUCCUCCAAUACAACUGAUAUGGAAUACAAACCAAGACAUUUCUGAAAGGUCUACCACCACCACUCUUGAAUUAGAGGAUCAAGCACAAAGCCCAGACUUUAAGCACAGUGCUUAUAAGUGAAACACUGUUUUUCCUCCUACCUCUUUCUCCUGAUUCUUGCUUUAAAUCCUCUGUAUUGUGCUGCAGUUUUCUUUUAAUAGCCAAUUAUGAAUUACAGGACUUGCUGCUGUCACAGCUGUUGAGAAAGGUUUGGAUUUUCUAAAAUGGUUUUUAAUAGGCAAUCUUUUAAAAUUGAAGGAAACUGUUUCUUCAUAACACUGCAAGAUUAAUGGCUUUGUGCAUACAGCUCAGCACAGUAAAACUCUAGGUCAGAACUACGUAUCCAACCUGAAUGAUUUCAGCAUUCCGCUACCUGACAGGCAAGGAAAUUACUGCAGAGAUUAAAAUUUAAGGUGACCAUGUGUUUGAAUUAAUAAUUUCAGUAAAGGAUAUUUAAGUAAAUCAUAGACUUCAGUACUGCAUAAUGUCUCACCACUGGAUAUUUUACCUUAUUAACCCUUCCAAGCAUUUUAUAUAAAUCUGCUGUGGUGGUGACCUGUGUUGUGGUUUGGGGUUUUUGUACCUUUGCACCUCUUUCUUGGGGAUGGUUUAGUUCUUUCAUUGGUAUGGGUUUAGAUCUUUGGCUAAUUUAUGCAUGUGCAUGUGAUGCUUGGGAAACAAUGUGAAGAAAUACAAAUGUGCAUCAAGUAUCGUUAUUUGUUUCCAUUAAAUAAAGGGGAGAUGUCUUAACCUUUAAGUGUGAACAGAGUAAGUGGGAGGAAAUAGGUGACUGGUAACACUUUGCAAGAAAUCAAACAUAAAGCAUUUGUCUGCUUUCUGCAUCUAUAACACAGAAACCAGAACAGAGGCUAUUUAUGUCCUGGCAAACAUGGUCAGCAUUGGCCUACCUUUUGAAAGUAUUGAUCAGAGCUUGCACGCACAGUAGCUGGGUAGAAGAGCCUGCAAAGUAAGGGGACUGUGUGCUCAUGAUGCCUUGUUUGUAUCAGCAGAAAGAGUCCUUGAGCAGCCCAGCUGGGUUAAUGAUUUGAGGAUGUUUACCAAGAGAUUAGACUUUAACAGAGGAAGAUUCUUAAACGUGUGCGUGUAUAAUAAAUACA
Athene cunicularia (burrowing owl) is the source of this 2768-nucleotide messenger RNA. RefSeq names its product alcohol dehydrogenase 1. Gene Ontology annotation, cellular component: cytosol. The coding region runs from base 434 to 1561 and encodes 375 amino acids. Gene Ontology annotation, molecular function: zinc ion binding; all-trans-retinol dehydrogenase (NAD+) activity. Lineage: Eukaryota; Metazoa; Chordata; Aves; Strigiformes; Strigidae. Gene Ontology annotation, biological process: retinoic acid metabolic process; retinol metabolic process. The record is from RefSeq and is a predicted model, not a curated record. The transcript has 12 exons.